GUUCUCUUCCUUCUCUGUUCCCCUCCUCUGUCUUCCUGCUUCUCUCUUUCUGUUUCUGUUCCUCAGUCCACCCUUCUGUCUUCUUUAACUUUGCCAAAAUGUAUCAGAACCAGUGGAUCACCAACUAUCUCAGCCAUGUCAAGUUCUGUCAAGGCAUCACAGGGGAGACCACCACCAAAGUUGGCAGACCUAAAUUACAGCAUAGGGCUCUUAGUUUCCAGAAACAGUUCUCGUUUGAGGACAAAGAGGAGGUAGCCCAGACCAACAAGGCCGUUGAUGUCAAUCCCCUGGCCAGUCUCCCCAAGGUCUCAGAGUUGAGGAAACGUUUUGAAAGCAUCAGCACGAGCCAGAGUGACUGCUGGGACAUGAACAGGAAAGAACGAAUUGCACGGCGGCUGGAGGGAAUUGACAGCGAUAUUCAGCUAUCCCUUCCAAGUGCUGGUCUGGUGACCCAUCGGCUGCUGGAGGAGGACACGCCCAGAUACACCCGCGCAGCAGACUCAUGUGAUCCAUGCACAGUUCCUCUUCAGCACUUUGGUAAAGAUGACCCCGGGUUGUCAGACCUUCAUGGCUCCCGGGCCCACACUGACCCUGUGUAUAACCCUGGCUCUGUGGAGACUGCAGGGCAGGAGUCUAAAGCUGAGCGCAUCGCCCGCUACAAGGCAGAGCGCCGCCGGCAGCUGUCCGAGCGCUACCGCAUCCUGCUGGACGAAGAGGCUGACGCAGACUACAGCAGCCACUACUCCAGAAUUCGGAGAGAGCCUGAGGGGUCCGACCGGCAGCACAGGCUGCAGGUGGAGGGAGUAGAGGGGUUAGAGCAUAAUGCCUACACCUCCCACUCUCGCGCAGAGCGACCCACCACUCAGACCAGGACAGAUCAGGAUUACAGCCGAGAACGGGCCGGGUCACUGUCUGAACAUGAGAGGAGGAUGAAUCUGGAAAACCAGCGGAGGGCACAAGACAGAGGAGGAGUGUGUGGAGGAGGCGGAGCAGCUCCUGACCCCUCCACAACUUACAUGGACACUUCUGGGUGUGCCAAAGCUCCAGCGAGAGAACAGGUGGUCACAGGGGUCCCCAGCUCGCCCAAGGCGGGCCAAACAGUCAAACCAGCUACAUCUCCUGGGGAUUUUUUCAUCGAGCAACAGGCCCACAAUGUUCUGCACAGACAAGGCUCCCCUGGCCAACCAGCCAGUCAAUGGUCACUCCAGACUGACUCAGAAGGAGACACCAUUUCCCCAAUCAACUGGCCCUCCAGAAUCCGAGUCAGGGAGAGACUGGCUCGUGAUGAGCUGUCACACAAAGGUCCUGAGCUCAGCUCUAGAUCAGAAGCUCCAGUGUACCGCCGUCACACACAGCCUUUUCCCGGAUACCAUGAGCACUCAGCCUACCAGGAGCAGUCGAACCCCCGGCUUCUUUACCAACCUUCCCAGCCACAGCACUUCCGCGCUGACCGCCAUGACCAUGGCUGCCAUGGCUACCUAUCCAUGGGCAGUGAGCCUGCACCCCAACCAUGGCCAGAAUCAGAGGCUGCAGUGGAGGAAGUGGGGAGUCAGAGGGAGGGAAGGAGGGAUGUGAGAGCAGAGGGGCUUCUGCGGAGCCGGAAGGCAGUGUUGCCCUCAGAAGUUCGAAGAAGAGAGAGAAGCACAGAAGACCAAAACCGUGGAAGAUCUGAGCAAGUGGACUUGACCUCGCAACACCAGGGUCGUUCUGCAUCCAGCAGAGAGAUGAUGGAGGACCUCAGAGGGAGGCGUGGAGGAUGGUCAAGAAGGGAGGAGGUCACUGAGCAUGUAUCUAGACUUCAGGCAACUGAAGCAAUGCAUUUAAGAGCCAGACAAGCACAGGAAAGAACGGAUGGUUGGCAUCACCAACGAGGAACCAGCUAUCUGCCAGCUCACGCCACGGUCCAAGCACCUGCUCCACCAGUCAGUGGAAGAUGGGCUCCAGAUCCAGCCAAACAUGUAACCCAGUACAUACCAGACACAAGCAAUGCCCAAACCAUGCCUGUGCAUUCAGUACCCAUCCAGGAACCCAUCCACAGUAGAGAGGCUGUUCCUCAAGAGGCCAUCAUCAAUGGAGACCACUCACCCAUUGACGUGAAGGUUUCUGUAGCCCAGCUCCGUCACUCUUACCUGGAGAGUACCACAAGCACCCGCAAACCUGAACAGGUAGAGGGAUUGCCUGCCGUUACAGAGGUUCCUUGGAGAAGUCAGAGAACUGGGAACAGGUCCCGUCGCCCCCGGCGAUACAUUUCUCCCACUGAGGAUAGAAAGACCUCAGAGAGGUUUAGAACUCAGCCGGUCACUUCAGCCGAGCGACUGGAAUCUGAUAGGUCUUGCCCAGUCUCAGAACCGCAGGUCACUGAAGUGGAUGAGGAGAAGUUGGAUGAGAGAGCAAAGAUGAGCGUUGCUGCCAAGCGCUCUCUCUUCAGGGAGCUGGAGAAGAGUGUGGAUGGGGCAGCUUUAAAGCCACACAGUCAUAACGCUGCCUUAGCACGCAGACUGAGACGCAACCAGGAUCGCUACCGCACCCAGCCUGUCACAUCAGAGGAAGUAGUCAUCGCUGCUACUGUCCCUGGUCCUUUGUCACAGACUGUGUCUGUUCAUUCUUCAGUAGCCCGUGUUCCUAGUCCCACUGUAGUCAACAGCACAGUCACCAGGCACAGCUCUAUGGUGGUAAGGGAGCAGGUAAAGAAUGCCCGACAGCAUCUGGAAAGUUGUGAUGCAGAGAAAAGUGUCCACACCGUCCCUGCAGAAGGUCAGGAGGAACCUGACCUGUCCACCCUCAGCCUGGCAGAGAAGAUGGCUAUUUUUAAUAGGCUGACGCAGCAGUCCUCUUUCAGCCCCAUCACCCGCAGAGACAGCCGCUCCCGCCGCAGUAACGCCCGCUACCAGACCCAGCCCAUCACGCCUGGAGAGGAUGGCUCGGAUUCUGAACCUUUUGAGGAGGAAAUGCAGCGCUCAGAUGGACUGAGUGAUCUGGACCAUAUUGGAGGCGGAUCUCAUUUAAGUACCGCCUCCUCCCUUAAAUCCUCUACGGUUUCUACGGCACAUGCUGGUGACAUCCAUCUGACCACACCCAUGUCCACGGCCACCUAUGAUGAAAGGGCACUACCCCCUUGGCACCAACCUCAGCCUGCUACAGUGGUCCAGAACUGGAAAGGCCCCUGUGAACCAUCUGUAGGCCAGAGAGAGGAGCCCAGCCUGGCCACGGGGAAGAGAAAACUGCCCUCUCCAGAGAGUGUGAAACAGCCAGCCAGAGAGUGGGAGGAGCAAAGGGGGCACAGCAAGGCUGCUGUGACCUCUGAGCUUCAGGAGACAGAUGGUCAACAGAGGUCAAAAACAGCAGUCUCAGGUCUUCCUGAGCAGGCGGUUUCAGCGCGAGCUGCAUCACAGCCCUCGUCCUCAAACUGGAGCAGUGCUCUUACACAGCACACGCACGCUCACACACACUCCGUGCAGUCCCCAGAGUCCAGCAGAACCGUCCCUGAGGACAGGGAGAGGAAACGAGAGAGGGAGAAAGACUUCCACACCGAAGAGGCAGACGAGCUUUCAGACGACAUGUCAGCCCGGCAGAUGUCCAUCAAAGACAGACUGGCUCUGCUGAAGAAGAGCGGUGAAGAAGACUGGAGGAACAGGAUCAAUAAGAAGCAGGACCUAGUGAAAGUGGCCAUUUCAGAGAAACAUGCUCAGCUAUGGGAGGUGGAGCAGACCUUCAAAAAGAAGGGCAAUGGAAUGAUAGAUGAAUUUGCAGUUUCUGACCAGCUCUGGGAACCUGUCUUUUCUUCCACUUUUUCCUGUGCCUCUGAGCCUCUGGAUCACAUCGAGCCCCCUCCCCAGGCCAAACCCCUGCCCGUGCAGGCGGAUGAACGUCAUCCCUGGAGACGCAAGAGAAUGGGAGACGAGGUGGAGGAAAGUCACCGGGUCGAGCGCAUCGAGAUGUCCAUCCAGGAGCGCAAACAGCUCAUCACAGCCCGAGAAGAUGCUUGGAAGGUCAGAGGUCUCGGAGCAGCCAACGACUCCACCCAGUUCACCGUGGCUGGUCGGAUGGUCAAGAAAGGUCUGGCAGCCCCCACUGUGCUGACAAAUACCACACUGACUCCUACAUCCUCAAAAAAUAAGAACACCAUCAGCAAACCUCAAGAAGAGAUUGAGGUCAGACAGGACAUGAAAGUUGAGUCAGACCGAAAGCUGGACAAACUGGAGUCCUUUCUGGGUCGACUCAACAGUAAAGUGGACAGUCUUCAGGAGACCACACUUACAGUCACAGAGAAGAAGGUGAAAGAGGUCAUGACCCUGGAUGAUGAGUGCUUUGAUAGGUUCUACAGGCACACUGAGGAGCUUGCCAACGUCACCAGCAAAGUGGAGAUCAGUGAUGACUUCGAUGCCAUCUUUGGACCUCAGAUGCCCAAACUGGCCUCAGACAUGGUGCAGCACAAGCGGGCGGUUCGUCCAGCCCGGAAUGUGCAGUCAUCCAGGAACCCUCUGAAGAUGCUAGCCUCACGAGAGGACAUUAGACACGAAUACACAGAGCAGAGACUCAACAUUGGAGUGCUGGAGAGCAAGAGGAUGAAACAGGAAAAGAUGGGUAAGAGCAGUGGUUUCUCUGCAGUGGCUCUGGCAGGCUUGGCGAGUAAGGAGAAUUUCAGCAAUGUAAGUCUGCGCAGUGUCAAAAUCACUGAGCAGAGCUCCCACAGCAGUGCAGUGCCCUACAAGAGCACCAUGCUCAUGCAGGUCAAAGGUCGGCGGCAUGUCCAGACCAGGCUAGUUGAGCCCAGAGCAUCCUCUUUAAACAGUGGCGAUUGCUUCCUGCUGGUCACACCAAACCACUGCUUCAUCUGGAUAGGAGAGUUUGGAAAUGUUAUUGAGAAGGCUAAGGCCGCAGAGUUGGCAACCUUCAUACAGACCAAGCAUGACCUGGGCUGUAGAGCCUCAUAUGUGCAGACCAUAGAGGAGGGUAUCAACACACACAGCCACGCAGCCAAGGAAUUUUGGAAGAUCUUGGGAGGGCAAGCAAGCUACCAAGCUGCAGGGACUCCAGAGGAGGAUGAGUUCUAUGAGACUGCCAUAGUGGAGACAAACUGUGUCUACAGGCUGCAGGAAGACAAGCUGGUGCCUGAUGAUGACUACUGGGGCAGAGUGCCCCGCUGCUCCAUGCUCAGCCCCACAGAGGUGCUGGUGUUUGAUUUUGGCAGUGAAGUGUAUGUAUGGCAUGGCAAAGAGGUGACAUUAGCACAGAGGAAAGUGGCAUUUCAGCUGGCAAAGCACCUGUGGAAUGGAACCUUUGAUUACACAACAUGUGACAUCAACCCUCUCGACCCAGGAGAGUGCAACUCACUUAUACCCAGGAAAGGGCAGGGCCGGCCAGAUUGGGCCGUGUUUGGUAGGCUGACCCAACACAACGAGACCACAUUGUUUAAGGAGAAGUUUCUGGACUGGAAUGACUCCAAGAAAACUUCAAAGAAGAAUGGCAAUGGAGAAACCAUUGAAAACAAGGAGGGCCAGAGUGGUGACUGCCGGCCGUACGAUGCCUCUCUGAUGUUGCCACUGUCGCGAGCACCUGUUCGGACUGUUCUGGACGGAGUGGACGUGGGUCGCGGUUAUGGAUUGGUGGGUGGAGAGGAUGGGCGAGGCUUUGAGAUAAGCACGCUGUCUGUGGAUGUGUGGCAUAUUCUGGAGUUUGACUACAGUCGCCUGCCUAAACAGAGCAUAGGGCAGUUCCAUGAGGGAGACACAUAUGUGGUUAAAUGGAAGUACAUGGUCAGCACAGCAGUUGGGAAGAGGCUGAAUUCGGAGCGAGUUGUAGGCCCGGGGAAGGAGAAGUGUGCGUAUUUCUUCUGGCAGGGUCGUAACUCCACUGUAAGCGAGAAGGGAACAUCGGCUUUGAUGACUGUGGAGCUGGACGAGGAGAGAGGAGCACAGGUCCAGGUGCAGCAGGGGAAGGAGCCCCCCUGUUUCCUGCAGUGUUUUAAUGGAGGGAUGAUCAUUCAUGCAGGGAAGAGGGAAGAGGAGGAGGAGAAUGCGCAGAAUGACUGGCGUUUGUACUGUGUCCGAGGAGAGAAGCCAGUAGAGGGCCACCUGCUGGAGGUUGUGUGUCACUGCAGCAGUCUUCGCUCUCGAACCUCCAUGAUUCUGCUGAAUAUCCCCAAAGCCAGCAUGUACCUGUGGCAUGGCUGCAAGGCUCAACCGCACACACGUGAUGUGGGCUGCACUGCCGCUAACAAGAUCAAAGAGCAGUGUCCUCUGGAGGCAGGUCUUCACAGCAGCAGUAAGGUAACCAUCCAGGAGUGUGAUGAAGGGACAGAACCAGUGGGCUUCUGGGAAGCUCUUGGCCGGCGAGAUAGGAAGGCAUAUGAUUGCAUGAUUCAUGAUUUAGGGAAGUUUAACUUCACACCACGACUGUACCAGUUGAGCAGUGCUUCAGGGGAAUUUACUGCUGUGGAGUUCAUCUGUCCAUCCAGAGAGCCAAACCUGGUCAACUCGAUGCCCUUCCAUCAGGAGGACCUGUACACUGCUGCUCAGCCAGCUCUUUUUUUGGUGGAUAAUCAUCACGAGGUGUACCUGUGGCAGGGCUGGUGGCCUCAGGACAGUGAGAACACAGGCUCCGCCCACAUCCGCUGGGACUCAGACCGGAAAUGUGCCAUGGAAACUGUGCUCCAGUACUGCCAAGAGAAGAAUGACAAGAAGCCUCCAAAAGCCUACCUGAUCCACGCUGGCCUGGAGCCUCUUACCUUCACUAAUAUGUUCCCCUCCUGGGAGCAUAGAGAGGACAUUGCUGAGAUCACAGAGAAGGAAGCAGAAGUAUGUAAUCAGAUCAUUCUGGUGGAAGAUGUCUUGGCCAGACUGUGCAAGACCACCUAUCCACUGGCUGAUCUACAGGCCCGGCCGCUUCCUGACGGUGUCGACCCUCUGCGCCUUGAAAUCUACCUAUCAGAUGAAGACUUUGAGGGUGUAGGGGCCUAUGGUAAGAAAGCUCUGGAGAUGACGAGGAGUGAGUACGAGGCACUGCCGGGAUGGAAGCAGGUGAACGUGAAGAAAGCUAAGGGAUUGUUCUAGCGGGUUUGGAGAGUCUGUGUGUUGUAAUAUGGGGCGAUAAUCGCUGCAGAGUGACUGCAUGAGAUGGAACAAGCAUGUGGAGGAGCUUCAUACUGCCUUUCUAACUGGACUCCGAACGCACGGGUAUAGGUCCGUAGGUGUCAGUCCACCGGAAAGGGUAGUAAGAGAAGAAGAAAAGAGUGGCGGAUGUGAACAGAGAUCAGCAGAGGUUUACCAGCCUCUUGUAGCAUAUCUCUUCCUUCUCUCCCUUUGUUUUCUUUAUUUUCACUUGUUUAUGUAAAAAGGUAUAAAUGCAUAGUGGAAAUUGUAAUGCUUCUUUGAUCAAUUUUUGUUUGUCUUCCUUUUUUUGUUUAUUGUUUUCUUUUCAUGCAUUCAUUCCACUACAUGUCCACGUAGCAGGAGCUGCGCUGCCAUACUGUUGCCUGUAAACACAGAGUCAGAAACGAGUCAGGCAGUGUCCAGCUCUUGCCACCAGUCUGUUUUUAAUUUUGAUGUGUUUCUUAUAAUUUAUACUUAUAAUGAAGACUUGUGGGAAUAAAUGUACAGUAAGAAGUCUAAAUUGUAUCACUGAUAGUGGGAGUCAUAUGUAGUGACGGUCCAGUCUAAUGCCACUCAUAGCCAGACCUUCUACAUGCCAUCACUGAUUCUUCUGCUACCACAGAGGUGCUGAAGUUGUGUGUGUGUGUGUGUGUGUGUGUGUGUGUGUGUGUGUGUGUGUGUGGGUGAGGAUGUGUGUGGAUGUGUGUUCAUUUUUAUUUUUUUUUUCGGCAUGGAUUCAUUGAAUACUAUAGAAAGGGAGGUGAAUCAAAUCUCCUUACUACAGUGUAUAGUGCCUUUGCUUUCUUGUACAGUUUAUAUAAAGAAAUGUGAUAGUCUGCAAUUUUAUGACUUUUGUGAAUAUAUAAAUAUUAGAGGAAAAUAAACAAUAUAAAUCUGAAAUCUUGUGCUUUUUAUUUUGUAU
Colossoma macropomum (tambaqui) is the source of this 8013-nucleotide messenger RNA. It is a transcript of the gene svila, whose product is annotated as supervillin a. Gene Ontology annotation, cellular component: cytoplasm; actin cytoskeleton. The transcript has 44 exons. Gene Ontology annotation, molecular function: actin filament binding; phosphatidylinositol-4,5-bisphosphate binding. The record is from RefSeq and is a predicted model, not a curated record. NCBI's taxonomy places the organism in Eukaryota, Metazoa, Chordata, Actinopteri, Characiformes, Serrasalmidae. Gene Ontology annotation, biological process: actin filament severing; actin polymerization or depolymerization; barbed-end actin filament capping. Bases 99 to 7052 code for a protein of 2317 amino acids.